AUGCAAAUCCGCACAUUUCUUGUCUCGAAUGACGAAAAGCCAUGGGCAUAUCCUUUGCGCAUCCUCUUGACAGGAUAUGAUCGACGACGAAUGACACCUCAACUCCCACCCAACAAGAAUACAUUCUCUGGAUGGGGUCCAGAGACAGUUAAAAUAGCCGUGGAUUGUACUGGGACACCCUCGAAUUAUCCGGAAAAGAAAAGAUGGCAAGCAAAGGGGAAAGGUGAACCAAAAAACACUCAGAACCCUGAAUUGUUGCAACAAGAUGCACCAAUCAGACCAGGGAGAUGCACCACUGAGCUGGUUCCGAGAUUUUGUCGGGGAGAAUGA
Fusarium verticillioides 7600 is the source of this 330-nucleotide messenger RNA. RefSeq lists its product as hypothetical. The record is from RefSeq and is a predicted model, not a curated record. Lineage: Eukaryota; Fungi; Ascomycota; Sordariomycetes; Hypocreales; Nectriaceae. The coding region runs from base 1 to 330 and encodes 109 amino acids. The transcript has a single exon.